This is a messenger RNA of Astrephomene gubernaculifera, 6354 nucleotides long. The record is from the annotation of a GenBank genome assembly. NCBI's taxonomy places the organism in Eukaryota, Viridiplantae, Chlorophyta, Chlorophyceae, Chlamydomonadales, Astrephomenaceae.
CAUGAUUAGUUUGGUACGGCGUCAUGUUGCUCGCAAGCUUGGUCGCAAUGACACAAGGUCGGCAAAUAAACACUUACACACGUUUCCAUAAGGCCAUACUCCUAGAAGCAAAUCCGCAAUCCAUUUUGAUGGUUAUGUCAGCCUCACUCCACGCAAGCAAUUCUGUUUGUCACCUGUGCUAGCUCGCUGCGGGACCAAUAUUCCUUCGCAUUCCUUCUGCUGCUUGCUUAACUGGUUAUAGUGCUUUAGCCUUUUACUGGUCAUUACCUCCCAGCAAGGAACCAGACGAUGCGGACUGCACGUGGGGUGUCACCCGUCUGAAGCCGCUAUGCUGGCAUACGUUCCUGCGCUUGCGCCGUAUUCCCGGCGCUCCUGUAGCGUUGGGGACCUUGUGCGGAGUCAGGAUGGGCAUGUUACAGGACAUGACUUUCACCGUGCCUUUGGGGCAAGGCUUGACGACGACGACAUAUCAUGCUACCCUAUGAAAAAAUGCAAGAGUAGCACAUCCAUAGCACAAACAGAGGAAUGCGCGUUGGGCGAGGAUCGACGCUUUGCAGUGGAGCCAGCUUCCAACAACGCAUUUGGGCUCUUCGAUGCAGAUACCCCAGGCGCUUGCGGUGCCCAGCGGUCAUACACACUUGCGCGCGUUCAUCAGCCCAUUCAAUCACGGCUGAAGCAUGCGAGCAGCAGCAACGCGCUGUCCUACCAGAGCGGGCUUAGCUCCUCACCCUUGCCACCUCCCAUCGCCUCCAGCGCCAACGCCUCAACGUCCGGGCGGGCCUCAACAUCCUUUCCUGCGGCGCGCACAUAUCCAGAUGAGCCGACAAUCAGCAAUGCCGACCUGAUCGGCGCGUUCGGCAUCCUCACCGCUGACCAGUGGGCUGUGCUUCACUCGGCCAUCACAGGCUGCUCCCCCCCGCCCAACCCAACGCCAGCCGCAGACGCCGUAACUGCUGCUCCUGCUGCCGCUGCAGGGCAUAGGGCCCAUGCACCCAUCGUUCGGGACCGCGGCCGGGGUCUAUCGCCGGGGGUGGCACCAGCAGCCCAACGGGCUGGCAACCCCGCUGCUGCGGGGACGUCGGGGACAGGCACGAAGAUAGCACCACGAAUAACCGAAACUGCACCGGCGGGCGUCAGCGGCGGCGACGCUGGCCCCUCGGCUGCUGCUGCUGGCGACGAACGGGUGUCUGGGGGCUCAGGCAGCUCCAUCUCCUCGCUGCUGGCAACGGUGCACAGCGGCGUCGCCGCAGUGUACGACAGUACGGACGACAACGCGCUAGCGGGGCAGCAGGCGGGCGGCGGCUGGCUGUACGGCAGCGGGGGUGGUCGCAGCGGAGGAGGCGGAGGUCUGUCUGAGUCCCGGCCGACGUCUUUUUCGCGAGCAAAGGCUCUGCUGUCGUCGUCCGCUCCUGUGUCAAUUGCUGCUGCAGUGGAUGGUGCGGCUUCUGGGGGUCAUCAUACCGGCCAUUACCCCUCCUCCACGGCAACAACAACAACAACGGACUACCGUCAUCACUAUCAACACCAGCAGCACCAGCACCAACCGCAGCAACCACUGUCACGGGGCAGCCAACCUCUGUACAGCCAGCACCAGCACCAGCACCAACCGCAGCAACCACUGUCACGGGGCAGCCAACCUCUGUACAGCCAGCAGCAGCACCAGCAGGAGGACCAGUACGACUAUGACUACAACCCGCACCCGCCGCAGCAGCCCCUGCAGCAGCGCUCGCACCAGUACCAGCGCUGGCAGCAGCACCUGCACGACCACCACCAGCACCUGCAGGAAGCCCAAUACCCACAGCACCCUCCACACCCGCAGCAUUCGCAGUACGACACAGGGCUGGGCCUCCGGCACGCCCACCACUUCAGCCGCAGCCCCAGCAGCCUAGGCAGCGCGCCGGGUAGUCCCGCUGCGGGAGUCCCUGCCGCGGCCGCAGCUGCUCCCGCCCUCGCCGCCCAGCAGCACCAACAGCACCCACAGCCCAGCAGCGGUGGCGGUGGCGGAGGUGGCUUACCUAACGCGGAGCGACCGCGUCCGGGUCGCGGCCUGCAUGCCCUGUUCCACCGCAAGCCUGACGUGCAGCGGACCGCGGGGUACAGCAGGUCGCAGCCCGCACCUCGGCACAUGGGGCUCGGCAGCAUGGGCGGCAAUGGCGGCGGGCCUGAUAUGGGUGGGCAUGAGAGCGGCGAGGCGGCGGCGGCGGGUGGCUCGCAGCCCAUUCCGGCCCCACAGCGGGCCAUGCCACAUCAGCUGCACGCCAGGCAUUACCACAUGAAGCACCACCAGCAGCAACAGCCGCAGGAGUACUAUCCACAUGCGCAGCAACCCAACAACCGCCACCACAGCCGCCACCUUCAUCUCAACGACCAGCAGCACUACAGCUUGUUGUCCCGCAGCGCAGGCCCCUCCGCGGCGCUGGCUCAGCUCUCCUCCUCCUAUAUGACGUACGGCUACCGCCGCGCCUGCUCCUCGCUCGCCGCGCUGGAUCCGCCGUCGGGGGGAGGCCUAGACAGCAGCCUGAUCCAGCACACGGACGAACUGGGUUACGGCAGCAGCAGCGACGAUGACACGGAGGAGACCACUCGGCGCAUUACCGCGGCCUUUCGAAACAACAACAGCAUGACACGGGCCAGCGCGUGGGGGCUGUUGGGGGAGGACCCGACGCCCACCACGCCCACGAGUGAGGCGGCGCGGAGAGACCCGUGGGUCACUCAGAACAGCGGGCUGAGCAGCGUGACGGGAGAUGGUGGCGAGGGAGGGGAGGGCAAGGACCGCGACGGCGACUGCGAUGACUCCGGGCUGGUUCCUCUGACCCGCAAGCGCAGCAGCUACCACCUGACCAACUCGCAUGCCGCCGUGGAGCUCUUCCUGCGCCUCAACCACGCCAGGCAGACAGUCGACUUUGCGAAGCGACAGGCCCAGAUGUUCGGCCGGCUGGACAAGGCUGAGAUGAGCGUGUGGGAGGCGCUGCAUGCGCUGAACGAGCUGCGGGAGUACGAGGCGGUGCUCAUGCUGGAGCCGGGGGAGGCGCAGCAAGAGGUGGCGGAGCUGUCGCUGCUUGAGCAUGCCUUCCAGACCGCCGAGCUGUGCCGGCUGCACCACCCCGAGCUCGACUGGCUGCACCUGGUGGGCCUGAUGCACGGGCUGGGCAAGCUGCUGGCGCACAGCAGGUUCGGCUCCCAGCCGCAGUGGGCAAUCUGCGGCGAGUCCUACCCCCUCGGCUGCCGCUUCUCGCCGCACAUCCUGGGCGCGCAGUACUUCACCGCUAACCCCGACCGCCGCCGCCGGCUGUACAACACCCCCACCGGCAUGUACGGCCCCGGCUGCGGGCUGUCGGGCGUGACCAUGUCCUGGUGCGGCUCCGAGUACCUGCACCUGGUGCUGCGGCUGAACCAGGUGGCCCUGCCGGAGGACGCCAUGUGGGUGCUGCGCCACUCCAAGUUCCUCACCCUCACGCGCCCCCAAAGCUGCUACCUGCCGCUGUGCGCCCCCGAGGACCUCGCCCGCCUGCCGCUGCUGCGCUCCUUCCAGGCCCUGUCCGCCUUCAGACGCGCGGAGCUGCCCGAGGGGUUCGCGCUGCGGGGGGAGCAGCUGACGGGAUACUACGAGGGGCUGAUUGCCAAGUACAUUGGGUUGGGGCGGCUGAGGUGGUAGUGGCGGCGGCUUGGGGCGGCUGAGGUGGUGUUGUGGGUAAUUACCACAACAACAAGAGAGGAAACGGGUGGGAGUGGUCAUCUGGCUGCUGCCGGGUUAUGCGCACUACCGGUAUAGCGAGCUGGUGCCAUCUGGGGGCUGCGGUGGGGGGAGCUGCUCGGAGCUGCACUACCAUUCGCGUGUGUGUGUUUAGGCACGGCGCCAUGCACUUGGCUCACCCCGGGAGCGAGCGCUGUGCUGGUGUUGCGGCUGUUGCAGUGGCUGCUAUGCGCUCUAGCUGCUCAGCUGGUGCGGUUAGGGUAAGUUAACCCUCUUGCACAGCGAGGAGGGCAUGUCAUGAGGAGUGCGGGCGGGAAUGUAUUCUCCGCGUGCGGUCAAUGUCGUCGUAUGCGGGAGGUGCGCGCGCUGUGGUGGCGGUGGGAGGAGAGUGAGAAAGUGAGAAAGCGCAUAUGGGGAGAGAGAGUGUGUGGUGGUGCUUGGGGAGAGGGUGGUGGUUGGGCUGGUGGUGGUGGUGGUGGUAGGGAAGGUCUCCGAGUGAGGAAGGCGGCGCGUGCAGGCAUGCGAGCGGCGGCUGCAGCUGCAGCACCUCAGCUAUCUUGUGCGGCACAGAUUGAGAGAGCACAUGGCUAGGGUGGCUAUUGAAAGGCCUUGAAAUGUGGAGGUAUGACAGCAUGUCCUAAGGGUGUGGCGCAGAUGUUUCGGACCCACAUACGUACGACCCAAGGGUCGGCUGGUGUCGCGUUGUCGUGAGCGGAGGAGAUUGUUGGCUGCAGCUUAGGACUGGUAUGAUAUGGCAUCGGCGCUUCGGGACUUCGACAAAUCGACUAAUCGCGGUAGUUAUCUUAACCCUCUUUGUUUGCAUCACUUUUAGUACCUGGUUAUAGUAGCAAGGAAGGAGUAUCGCCGUGGAUACCUUAGUAGUUGGAUACCUACAUCCUAAAUAUAUCCUAGUAGUGCGUCAAUAAUCAUUCGCCUGUCUUAGUAAUUGUUGCCAAGCUGCUAGGUACGGAAAUCAGUUGGGGGCAAGUCCGUGCCACAGGGCGGCGGCAGGGCAGAAGACUGUUAUUCUUGGCAGCGCCAAGUUCUAGGGGUUUGUGGCGUUGGCUGCAUUUGCAGAGCCCGCUUGUGCGUGGGGGCCUGUGGCUUAAAAGCAAGGAUUGAAACGCUAAAAUUUGGAGGUCGUGUUUUGCGUUCCAAUGGGGGCCACUGGGCUACCUGGUUUGACCUCUGCCUUUACCGCCUUCAUCGGAUACCGGUAACGUUUCAUGGCACUGUUGGCGGCAAACUCAUACGGCAUCAUGGCCACUGCAAUAACUGCCGGUAAAGAGAAGGUAACGCUCGACACCCCCAAUUAAAAUGCUAUCGAUGUCGAAAGAGGGUGCGACCUGCGCCCUAUUCUUUCUUUUGGCGUUUUGUGUCUCAGGCUGCCUGCUUGGCUGUUUGAUGGUGGGCGAAUGGUUGGUUGGCUGGCGAGAAGAUUAACAUGGUUGGGAAAUCGUACGUGUGGGGGUUGCAUGUGAGGAGUGGGGGGAAGCUGACGAGCCCUUGGUAGCUGGUCGGCUCAACGUAAGGUCCUUGCAGCUUGGACAAGGGAGCCGCAGGUAGCUUAGAAGCGAAGGAGGCGCAUUUAGCCACAAGUAGAGAAGAUAACGUCUCCAGCUAGGGAUCAAGGGUGCGGAGGGGCGCUUUUGUCAUUGUCCUUGCCUACUAAGUUGACAGCUAAGGGCUGCGCAUGCCAGGCCCUGAUUGGGUCCUACUCGAGGCCGGCGCAAGUCGCAUGCAUAGCAGGGGCCUUGGAGGGAUAUAGGCAGCAUACCGGUGGUUGGUUGGGUCUUCCUGCCCAACCUGGGAAUGCCAGGAUGUUGGACGCAGACAGCAGUUCCGAAAGGGGUCCAUUUUGCAGCGCUCUACAGAUACGUAUGUGCUCAGUGUUUUGGUUUAAACAUAAAUCUGUCCUAUUGCAUGAAUGUAUGCAUGCUGAAAGGGAAUGCUGCUCAUGACGAGGGGGCGGUCGUUGCCUUGGUCUCUUCGUGGAGGGGAAGUGGAGGCAACGAUGACCCGUGGGUCGGAAAAGCCGCUUCGACUUGUUCUUAUGGCUGUAGCACUAUUGAGGGUACUGACCCCACUGAGACAUUGCAGCAGUAUGCCUCCUUUCUCUUUGGCUUUCUCAUGUUGUGGCUUUGGUGUCGCUUUGUUAGGGUAAGAAGUGGUGUGAAUGGUGCAUGAGGUGUCGGGGUGGACGAUGCUAUUUACCGGGGGCCGUUGCUGUGCUGGAUUGGAGAGGUUUCUGCAGGGUGACUGCCGUACAAGGGAAUCUGGGGACCCAUGCGUUCCUGCCUGCCUUGGGACACUGAGGACAGCGGACGUGUGUCUGGUGCGCGCGUGGCAAGUGGCGGCCAAGAGAGUCAGCUGGUGGUGCGGUGCUUUGUUGCGUUAGCAGUGGAGACCUGGAAAACACAGGCCGAGUCCCGGCUUUCGCGGCACUUAGUUGUCGGCAGGGUAGUCGAGAAGUAAAACCAGGUUUGAAAUGCGGGGUCUUCGAAUGUACGUAAGAAGGCGUUAAAAUGUUACUAGGGAAACGUGCUAAGUUAUGUGGAUGUGAUGUCUACAAAGCUUUAAUCAUGUGUCGAUGGUGCCUGCAAGGUUGUUUGAAUUAUGCAGCAUGGCGCUGACGCCCAAUAUCAGCAAUGUGCGAUGUA